AUGGGCUCCUCUUGGGCUUUCAAGCCGAAAGGAAGGGGUUUGGGCCGAGUUCAAGGAGACGAAUUCGCCCUUGACGGUGAACAACCGUGUGCCCAGCUGACGGUUCGACGACCGGCGACAAAGAGUUCCUUGACCGGCGAGAAGGAGUCACAGCUUCUGGGGACGAUUUUUUAUGAGAAGAUGAUUUGGGCGAUUUACGGCGGAGGAGGAGCGACGACGGUAGAUUGGGGAUGGCGGAGGAUUUGGGGAAGGGAGACUGAUUGGGCGAUUUGGGGAAGGGAGACCGACGGGCGAUUUGGGCAAGGGAGAUGGAGAGCGGAGGAGCAGCGGCUAGGGGUGUAG
Messenger RNA from Striga asiatica, 342 nucleotides. Lineage: Eukaryota; Viridiplantae; Streptophyta; Magnoliopsida; Lamiales; Orobanchaceae. The record is from the annotation of a GenBank genome assembly.